Messenger RNA from Schistosoma mattheei, 444 nucleotides. The record is from the annotation of a GenBank genome assembly. NCBI's taxonomy places the organism in Eukaryota, Metazoa, Platyhelminthes, Trematoda, Strigeidida, Schistosomatidae.
AUGCAACAUAUUGAUGUUUCUGAAAAGGAAAAAACGAAUAGUUUUUCACUGGGAAAACUUUUAAUUAUUGGUGAUGAAGAAUUUGAAGACUUAGAUGAAAUUGUGGCACGUCAUGUGCAACCCAUGGCGUCUCUUGUUCGUGAUGUAAUGACCUACAAAUAUUACCGUGAUUCUUCGGGUGGUGAUCGUGCUCACCUAAAUGCUUUACUUCAACAUGAAAAGAGCCUUAAUCCGGAUCGCAUUCCUUAUUUUUUGAGUUCAACAAAAGAACGUCCCGGUUAUUUCAUUCUUGCGUAUUUACCCAAUAAGAAUCCACAUUUUGAAUUAUUUAGCAUACGACCCGAAGGUUUCAAGUUUCGCCAGUUAAUAUUCCCAACUCUCGACCGAAUGAUUACUUGGUUCAAAGAACACUAUAAUGACGCUGUAAAUUACUAUCGCGGUUGA